This is a messenger RNA of Carya illinoinensis, 1243 nucleotides long. RefSeq lists its product as uncharacterized. The coding region runs from base 96 to 977 and encodes 293 amino acids. The transcript has 2 exons. NCBI's taxonomy places the organism in Eukaryota, Viridiplantae, Streptophyta, Magnoliopsida, Fagales, Juglandaceae. The record is from RefSeq and is a predicted model, not a curated record.
UUUCUUUGCCUUAAGUUUCUUCGGUUACCGAAUCCGUAAUCAAACGCUUCUCUGUCACCCUCUCUUUUCAUCAAUGGCAAAAAUAUCGCCAGCUCAUGUGCUGCUCUUUUACUAUUGAUAUCCGCCGCGACUAUCAUCUCAGUCCCACCCACUGCUUUUUCUGGGUUCUCUCUUCAAUUCCUCACACAGAGUCAGACAGAGACACUCCUGUCCUUCUAUUUGAAACGAUGUCGAUCACGAUCGAACGGUCCGAAUACAUCCGCGGUGGUGGCGCUCCGUAUAUUCCGAUCUACGACUCAACGCCGUUCCCGGCGGAGGACAGAGGUGGUGACAUGGACUCCUGUAGCUCGUCAUCGAUCGGGAGGAACACUGAAUCGUCGUCGAACGGUGGUGAUGAGUCGGAGGGAGAGAGUGAGGUUCAGAGCUCUUAUAAAGGACCGUUGGAUACCAUGGAUGCUUUGGCGGAAGUUUUGCCGAUCAAGAGAGGUAUAUCCAACUUUUAUAGUGGCAAGUCAAAGUCCUUCACGAGCCUAGCAGAUGUCUCAUCUGCUAUUUCUAUUAAAGACCUUGAAAAGGCAGAAAAUCCCUACACCAGGAAACGCAAGAAUUUAUUAGCCCGAAGUAAUUUCUGGGACAAGAAUCACAAUAACCCAUUGAAAAACAAUGGUAGUGGGAUAUCAAAGAGAGUAACUCACUCCAGUCGAAGCACAUUUCCUAUGGGGGUGACUAUGACCGGCUGUGGAAGCAAUGUUAAAAGUGAGGACUCCAACACGUUCUCUACAUCACCAUCAUUCUGUCUUCCACCUCUGCAUCCGCAUGGUAAAAAAUCACCCUGCAGUAGCUCAUCGCCACCAUCUCCACGACGAAAUUCUCCAUGGCGGUCAUUCUCUCUGUCCGAUCUACAGUGUGUAGCUGAAGCCACUCCUAACAUAACUGACUUGGCAAUUUGUGGAGACAAGGACAAUGAAUUACAUUGACAUUUUAGCUUGUGUUUCAUCACAGGUUGGAUCUGGGGUUGGAAGCUUGUUUUCUGUGUUUGUUCUUUGCAGGCAGUUUCUUGGUUUAAUCUCACAGUUUUACCCAUUGUAAUAAUAGCUAUAGGUGUACCAUGAUCUGGUCAUUUUGAGAAUAUGAUUGUAACAGUAUUUUGUUUUCCCACUUUUUUCGGCUUUAGCCUUUAUGUAAUGACCAGAAUGCUUUAUUGUAUCAUAGUGGAACUUAAAUCUUUGCUUCCCCUGUCAAA